Kwoniella shivajii is the source of this 1941-nucleotide messenger RNA. RefSeq lists its product as uncharacterized. Gene Ontology annotation, molecular function: exonuclease activity; nucleic acid binding. The transcript is spliced from 8 exons. The record is from RefSeq and is a predicted model, not a curated record. Gene Ontology annotation, cellular component: nucleus. NCBI's taxonomy places the organism in Eukaryota, Fungi, Basidiomycota, Tremellomycetes, Tremellales, Cryptococcaceae. Bases 1 to 1941 code for a protein of 646 amino acids.
AUGUCAUCACCCGCUUCCCCUUCUGCUUCCAGCACGAAGCGUAAAACGCCUGCACCGAACGAAACAGAUGAAGAUGGAUUCACUAAAGUACCUACAAAAGAGGAAAGGAGGAAGAUGAGAAAAGUCAAUAAGCAUCGACCAGGAUUUCAAUAUAAUACAAACGAAUUCAGGUAUGGUAAGAAAGUCGGUAUUGCACAUGUGAGGGAUUUAGUAAUGUAUAUCGUUGCUGAAAGUAACAAACCGCAAUGGAUACAAAUCGAGCAUAAAUCAUUCAUCAAACAUACAGUCUUGCUAUUUGUCCCUGGACUUCUCCCUUCCCAUCUAGGCUUGGACCAAAUACCAACCAUCGCUUCUAUGCCAUUCUCGACUACACCAUCUGAAUCAAGCUCGAGCUCAUCAACACCUAGAGUACCUGUAAUCCCUAAAUUAUUCACUUAUGCUUGUCCAACUAGAGCACCUGGAGAUGAUAGGAAAUUGCAUUCAGUAUUGAAUAGUUUAUUGAUGAGUCCUAUACCAGAUUCAUUGAAGAAGCAAAAGGAGAAAGAAGCUAAACAAUUAGCUGAAGCAGCAGCAUCAUCAGAUACACCACCGUUCCUAUUCCUACUUACACCACAUCAAAUGAUAGAUAAUGAUUAUCCAAUACCAUCAUAUAUCUCUCCAUCUGAUUCACCAAUUAUACCAGGAUUAGACUUGUCGACUUUACCUCCAAGUUUAGCGGCCGCUUUAUCGGGUCCUAUAGGUGGACCAGGUGAUGUCCAUCUGGAUAUAGGUUUAGGAGGAAGUACAACGUCCAUGGGGAAUUCAUCGAAUGGGAAAAAAGGGAAUAGAAGGGAAGAUGCGUGGGUUGAAUCUCCCCAAGCUAAAGGUCCUCCAGAAGAUGGUAAAUGGCCUAUAUUAGCUAUGGAUUGUGAAAUGGUCUUAUCAGAGGAUGGUCAGGAGUUGGCUAGAGUAUCUAUCAUAGAUUACGAAACUGAUGAGAAUAUAUUCGAUGAAUUGGUCAAACCCCCAAAGGAAAUAAUAGAUUUUAGAACUCAGUGGUCAGGUAUAACACCUGAAAAACUCAUACAUGCUACUCAUACAUUAUCUUCGAUUCAAUCAGCUUUAAUAACUGGACCGAAUCCGAUCAUUACACCUCAUACAAUCUUAUUAGGUCAUUCAUUAGAAUGUGAUUUGAUCGCAUUGAGAAUCAAACAUCCUUUAUGUAUAGAUACAGCUUUAGUAUAUAAACAUCCCAGAGGUCCACCGUUCAAAGCUGGUCUGAAAUGGUUGGCUCAAAGAUGGUUGAAAAGGGAAAUCCAAGCGAGUGAAAAAGGUCAUGAUUCAGAAGAAGACGCUAGGACUUGUAAUGAUCUAUUGAAAAUGAAGAUGAUUCAUGGUCCAGACUUUGGGAACGCUUUAGAAAACAUGGAACCUCUAUUCGAAAGGUUGAAUCGAAAUAAACCACCUAAAACAUCCGCUUACGUAGACUAUGGUAAUCCCCGAUCAUCAUAUGGCUCAAAAGCCACCACUGCCAUUAGGUGUUCUACAGACGAUGAGAUAGUAGAGAAGAUAUUGGAGAAUGUAGAGGGACAUGAUCUGGUAUUCGGAAGAAUGAUGGAGUUAGCCAAUGUCCAAGGAUGGAACGAUAGAGGGAUCAAUGUGGCCGAUUUCGACUCAUCAGAAAUCGAUAAUGCUUUGAGUCGAUUUUCGGAUAGGUUAUCUCAAUUACAUGAAUCAUUGCCCACAAAUACUGCUCUAGUGGUAGUCACAGGACAUUCAAGUCCUUUACCUAUGCUCAGGUUAACUCAACGUAGACAAAAAUGGGAAAGGUUAGUCAAGACUUUAGGUGGAACAGAUCAGAUUCCAAAAGAAGACAGAUGGAUGACGGAAGAUGAAAGAGAAUUGGAAAGAGCUGUGGGUGAAGCAAGAGAAGGAAUGGCUUUUUUCUGUGUCAAAGGUUGA